Cladocopium goreaui is the source of this 6381-nucleotide messenger RNA. The record is from the annotation of a GenBank genome assembly. Lineage: Eukaryota; Dinophyceae; Suessiales; Symbiodiniaceae.
AUGCAAACCAAUGCGCAAGACCCAUCUGGCCUUCGCUCGUACCCCCUCCAGCACGUUUCCCCGGCGCAUGUUAAAUCGGUUCUCGAUCCGCUGCUUCCUCCUGGCGAAAUGAAUGCCCAGGUGGUUGCCGACGAAGCCGCCAAUCGGCUGCUCGUUUCCGGUUCGCCCGAAGUCCACCGCAUCACCGUCGGGCUCAUCCAAUCACUCGACACACCCCCGCGAAAUCCGCGGCCGACCAAUCCGAGCCGGAUGGAAACCUAUCCCUGCCCGCCCGGUCAGCUCGAUCAUUGGGCGCAAAUCGUUGCCAAUGACUUCGCCAACCGACCAGACGUCAGGGUCAGCGUCGAUCGCGCCUCGGGCCAACUCAUCGUCGUCGCACCCGAAGAUGUCCACCAGGCGGUCACCGGCCGACUCUUCACCCCCGCCGGUCAAACUCCCACCACGCCCAAUCAGUUGCCCGCCACACGUAGUGGUAACCAAAUCGCCGCCCCGCGGUACUAUCAACUUCGCAAUACAACCGUUGAAGAAAUCGAACCUAUCUUCGCCGGCAUGAUGGCCCGCCGCGUUCAGCCGAACCCCAACACGGCCCUCGGGCUGCCCGGCUACGAAGUAACCGAUGCCACCGGGAAACACGCCUCAGUGGGCUUCAGCCAGAUUCAACAACGCGUCGUUGUCGGCGGCACCGAACCGCUGGCCGGUCAACUGCUGCGAUUGUUCGAAGUGCUCGAUGCCUCGGAAGACACCCGCGAUCACACCGUGCGGAUCGUCCCCCUGGGCAAAGCCGACCUCAGUAAAGUUCGCAGCGCGGUCGAAGCCUAUCAAAACCAGGGACAAGAUCCGAAUUCGAGUGCUCAGCCAAACCGUUUGCACGACGCCUCGUCGGCACACGAUGCAACCGAAAACCAAUUCCCGGUGCGUCGAGCCGCCUUCGAAGCACCACGCGACGCCCGACCGUUCCAGGUGGCCAACCUCAUCUUCGCCCAGCAACCGGCCGAAGGGCCUCCGCCACGACCGGAAGACGAAGGCGAUCAGUCCGGCGACUUGAGCCCCGACAUCGAAGUCGAGGCUCUCCCCGAUCUCGACGUGAUCAUCCUCCGCGGCGAUCGACACGACGUGGACGAAGUGCUGCGAAUCAUCGAAGAGAUCGAGCGCCUCAGCGCCGAAGAGCAACCCAUCGUGGAGGUUUACUCCCUCAAGCAUGUCGGCAACGAACAGGUCGGCGAAUUGAUCACCAAGAUCGAAACCGCCCUGCUCGCCAGUCGACAAGGCCGAGUCAGCGUCACACCUCUAGGCAAGCCGAACGCCUUGCUCCUCAUCGGGCGCGGCGAUGCGGUCGAGGUCGUCAAAGACCUACUGGUCAAGCUAGAUCAGCCCGUCUCGCCCGACAGCAGUGCUCAAGUAUUCCGCUUGGAACACGCGGCAGCCACAGCAGUGGCAACCACCAUCGAACAGUUCUUGGCGAAUCGCGAAAACCUGGGCACCAAAGCCAUGGUCACGCCCGACGUCCGCAGUAAUUCGCUGGUCGUCCAUGCCAGCCCGCGCGAUAUGCAAGAGAUCAAGGAACUGGUUCAACGCCUCGAUGUGGGCGAAAGCCAGGCCGUGAAUCAACUGCAAGUGUUUCAUCUCCGCAAUACGCUGGCCAGCGACUUGGGCCCGCUGCUGCAAGCCGCCAUCACCGGACAGGGUGGCGGUCGUGCUCAAGAUCAACGUUCGAGCGUCCUGCAGUUCCUCACCAUCGAACCCGGUGGCGAGCGGCUCCUCAAGUCGGGCAUCUUGAACGAUGUUCAGGUCACCCCCGAUCCACGCACCAAUACGCUGCUGGUUUCCGCACCGGCCGAAAGCAUGGCCUUGAUCGGCGCUCUCAUCGAGCAUCUCGAUCAACUGCCCGCCGCCGUGGUGCAAAUCAAGGUCUUCAAAAUCAUCAACGGCGAAGCCUCUUCGCUGGUGCAGAUGUUGCAAACCCUGCUGGGCACCUCCAUCGGGGUCGGCCCACAACUCCCCCGGGCCGAAAGCGAAUCGUCGCUAGCCCCGUUGCGGUUCUCCGUCGACGAACGAACCAACAGCAUCAUCGCUUCCGGCUCGGCCGGCGACCUGACCAUUGUCGAAGCCAUCUUGCUGCGAUUGGACGAGAAAGACAUCGAGAAUCGCCGCAGCACCAUCUUCCGUCUGCGUAACGCCCCCGCCAUCGACGUGGCCGUGGCGAUCAAUGAGUUCCUGCGGAGCGAACGGCAAGUGCAGCAAGCCGCCCCCGGGGCAUUCAGUCCUUUCCGUCAAAUCGAAUCGGAAGUGGUCGUGGUACCCGAGCCGGUGAGCAACGCCCUCAUCAUCAGCGCUACGCCCCGCUUCUACGACGAAAUCAUGGAGCUGGUCGAAGACCUCGACGAGCAACCGCCCCAGGUGAUGAUCCAGGUGCUCAUCGCCGAAGUGCAGUUGAACAACACCGACGAGUUCGGCAUCGAAUUGGGUCUGCAAGACUCGAUCCUCUUCGACCGCAGCAUCUUGGGCGACCUGCUCACGGUGACCAACAGCGUCUCGACUCCCGGCACCGGCGUAGUCACAACCAACGACGUGAUUGUUUCAGCAACCAACAGCCCCGGCUUCGCAUUCAAUGGGGCUCCCCUGGGCAACUCCGGCGAACCAAACGCCCUGGCCAACAGCGGAACCAUCGGAACCCAAGGCCUCUCGAACUUCGCCGUCGGUCGCGUGAACACCGAACUGGGCUACGGUGGUCUUGUCCUUUCGGCCAGCAGCGACAGCGUGAGUGCUCUGGUUCGCGCACUGCAAGAAUCGCGACGCCUCGACGUACUUAGCCGUCCGCAAGUGAUGACACUCGACAACCAGCCGGCGUUCAUCCAAGUCGGUCAACGGGUGCCCCGCAUUACCGGAACCACCAUCAACCAGUUCAGCCAGGUGAACACCAUCGACCUGGAGAACGUGGGCCUCAUCUUGGGCGUCACCCCACGUAUCAGCCCCGAGGGGAUGGUCGUGAUGGAAAUCGACGCUGAAAAAUCGAACCUCGGCCCCGAUGCCGAAGGUAUCCCGAUCUCCAUCUCGUCCACCGGCGACGUCAUUCGUUCGCCCCGCAUCAACACCACCCGCGCUCAAACCACCGUAAGCGCCGCCGAUGGCCAAACCAUCGUCUUGGGAGGUCUCAUCACCAACGAAGAAACCACCAUCGCCCGUCGGGUGCCGUGCCUGUCCGACAUUCCGAUCGUGGGCAUGCUGUUCCGUUACGAUGCCCAAAUCGAUCGUCGCUCCGAGCUACUGAUCGUGCUCACGCCCCAUGUGGUUCGCGAUGAGGCCGAUGCUGAACGAAUCCGACAAAUCGAGUCGGCUCGCAUGCACUGGUGCAUGGCCGAUGUGGUCAAGCUGCACGGCGACGGCACGGUUUGUCAUCGCGGCGACUGUGUGCAUUGCCAGAACGGUGGCGAGGUCAUCUAUCCCGACGGCAUGCCUGUCGAAAUGAUGGAAGAAGGAGUUCCCAUCGAAGUGAUCGACGAAGGAGUGCCGGUCGAGGAACUGCCCAACUCUCCAAUGCUGGGCAAUCCCCAGGGCAGCCAUCAGCAACCCGGUCAGAUGACGGCCCCACCCGGAUCGGCACCGGUACCCCACAUGUCGAAUGCCCCCGCGGGCGUAGUCCAACCACAAGCAGCAGCGCAGUUCCCGGGGCAGGUACAACCGGCCGGCUAUCAGGCAGCCAUGAUCACCUUGGCCAGAACAGUCUCGCUCCAAUGUCAUACUCGCUUCGCGGCGUUGAGCCACCUGUGCGCGAAAUCCCUGGGCCUAAUGCUGUGCGCUCUGUCGCUCGCAGCUACCCCCGGAUGCACGAUGCUCAACUCGACGUGGGACGAGAUGGCCUCUUGGAAUGACAAGGUGCCGUGGAAAGACAGCGACGAAGACGACGAAGUCAAAAUCCCCUCGCGAAUCACCGUUGUCUGGACCGACAGCGUGAUGAGUCGACCAGGAGUGCAGUCGCAACGCGGCUUUGGUGGCCGAAUGAUGUUCUACGAGAACCACGACGAAGACCCAAUCAAGGUCGACGGCCAACUCGUGAUCUACAUGUUCGACGAGACCGAUCGCGAUCCAGAGAAUUGUGUGCCCGAGCGCCGCAUCAUCAUCACGGCCGACCAAUUCAAGAACCACUACAGCAAGUCGAGCGUCGGCCACUCGUACAGCGUUUGGGCCCCCUGGGGCGAUGUGGGCGGACACCGCAAGCAAAUUAGCAUGGUGGCCCGCUUCGAACCCACCGAUGGCGGUGGCUCGAUCAUGUCGGAGCUAACCAAGCAACUUCUGCCCGGCACCGACCCGCCGCAAAUCGCCGAAAAAGAGAAUAAGUCGGAGACGGAAAACACCGCCACUUCGCCGGUUCAGCAAGCCGCCUUCACCACCGGUCAGCCCGGUGCGGCAGUGCCCGCGGUUUCCUACGAACAACCUCAGCCCAGCAUGCAAACCACAACGAUCACAAUUCCGCCUUCGUCGGCAUCGGUACCGCAAGUGGUCGACAACCAGGUGGCGCUGAACACCAUUCCCAAUCUGGCCGCCGUCACGAACUCCCAGGCCGCAUCACCGCUCGGCACAGGAACGCUUCCCGGGCAACCUGGAAGCAAUGUCGCCGCGGAAGAAAACCCUCAGGCCGAAUCGCCCGAGGUUAUUGAUCAACGGAAGGCGUGGGAGGCGUAUCGUCAGGGAGGACACACCAGCUUCCAGCAGCGUCAAUUGCUGAGCCAAGAGACGCUCGUGCUCCGAUGCGACCUCACCCUGCAGGAUGGCCGUCCGGCCCUGCAUCGAAACCACCAGCGGACCUACCGUCUGCUCAGGGUGGCGCAGAUCUCUCGGCUGCGGUUGAUUCACAUUCGGUUGCUGCGGCGGUUGCAGAUUGAUAAUCGCCGAGCGAAUCGUUCCCCGACUGCGGCCUUGCUGAAGACCGACAAAGUUCGGCGUAUCAGCCAUGUCGGUUCCCACGAAAUCGCGCGCACUCCGGUUCCCGCGAAUGAACCGCUCGCGUCCCGUCAGCUCGCCAAUCUCUUCGGCGGCCGCCAGGUUCGGGCCCGGCUGACGACUCAACGACUGCCCCAACACCCGGGGACCAAACAUUUGUGCGCCGGCCUGCUGAACAUCGCUUACGAACAGCACUGCCAAGACGAAGGGGAUCAAGUAACGGAUCAUAGACCGUGGGACCUCGGUGGGAGUAUCAUGGUGGCAGGAUUGGCGGCGAUUUCGAAUCCUCAUUUAUACGAGGGUGCCACAGCUAGCUCGUCUAGCAGAGCUUCGACCCGGAUGAGCAAACCCAUCGAAUAUGUGAUGAUCGGGGGCUUCCUCGGCGCGGGCAAAACCACCACCAUCGCCCGACUUGCGCAAAUGUAUCAGGACCAGGGCAAGAAGGUCGGCAUCGUCACCAACGACCAAGCCACCGAUCUCGUCGACACGCAAACGCUCCGUUCGCACGGCUUCCGCGUAGGCGAAGUCGCCGGGGCCUGCUUCUGCUGCAACUUCGACGAACUCACCGGCACCAUCGAGCAACUCUCCGUCGACGAGCGCCCCGACGUGCUGCUGGCCGAACCGGUCGGCAGUUGCACCGACCUGGUUGCCACCGUCAUUCGCCCCUUGGCCAAACUCUACGACGACCAGUACGACAUGGCUCCGUACGCCGUCAUCCUCAAGCCAAGCCACGGGCGGAAGAUCCUCGAAGGCGGCGAGCAAGCCGGCUUCUCUCCCAAGGCCGAAUACAUCUUCCGCAAACAACUCGAAGAAGCCGACCUCAUCCUCAUCAACCGCAUCGACGAACUCAGCCCCGAUGAAGUCGCUCGACUCAUCGAGUUGCUCAAAGCCGAACAGCCGGACAUCCCCAUCCUUCAAAUCUCGGCCCGCACCGGACAAGGCUUCGAUGGCCUCCUCGAGAUGCUCGAUCAGCGCGGCAACUUCGGUCGCCGUGUCUUGGAACUCGACUAUGACGUCUACGCCGAAGGCGAAGCCGAACUCGGCUGGCUCAACAGCAGCGUGAAGAUCGAAGCGGCCGAGUCGUUCGAUCUCGAUGCGGUGCUCAUGGAGAUCGUCACCCGCUUGCAACGCGUCUUGCGAGAUGAAGAUGCCGAAACCGCCCAUCUCAAGGCCAUCGCCCUCUACGAAGGUUUUUACGGUGUGGCCAACCUCAUCGAUCGCGAGACCCCGCCCGAGUUGUCAUUGCCUUCGAACUGCAAUGCCAAGUCGGCCGACCUGGUCAUCAAUGCUCGCGUGGCGAUCGACCCUGCUCAGUUAGAAGAGCACGUCAUUCGCGAAGUGGAAAAGGUCGCCGCAGCCCGUGGGGCCACACUCACUUGGCGACAGACUCAGAGCUUUCGUCCCGGACGACCUGUCCCGACUCAUCGUCUGACGGCUGACUAG